AUGGGGACAGGCCACCCAGCCCUGACCUCUCCGCUCCUGUCACCCUGCAGGUAUCGGGGCCUGACACUGGUGCUGACCUUCCUCUGCUACACGAGCUACCACCUCUCCCGAAAACCCAUCAGCAUUGUCAAGAGCCAGCUGCACCCCAAUUGCUCGGCCUUGGGCCCAAACCCCCGUAAUGACUCCAACAGCAGCACGUGGUGCAGCUGGGCACCCUUCGAUGGGGACAACUACAAGGAGCUUUUUGGGGCGCUGGAUAACGCCUUCCUGGUGGCUUACGCCAUCGGGAUGUUUAUCAGCGGCAUUUUUGGGGAGCGCCUCCCCCUGCGCUACUACCUGUCGGGGGGGAUGGUGCUGAGUGGGCUCUUCACCGCACUCUUCGGCCUCGGCUACUUCUGGGACAUCCAUGUCCUCUGGUACUUCAUCGUGAUGCAGGUUUGCAAUGGGCUGGUGCAGACGACCGGCUGGCCCUCUGUCGUGGCCUGCGUCGGGAACUGGUUUGGGAAGGGAAAGAGAGGUUUGAUCAUGGGCAUCUGGAAUUCCCACACCUCCGUCGGCAACAUCUUAGGGUCACUCAUCGCCGGCGUCUGGGUUUCCUCCGCCUGGGGCCUGUCCUUCGUCGUGCCUGGCAUCAUCAUCGCUGUCAUGGGCAUCAUCUGCUUCUUCUUCCUCGUGGAGUAUCCUGAGGACGUCGGCUGCAGCCCACCUCUGCAUCACAUGGCCUCUGAUGAGGAGGACGCUAGAGGAGUGACCACCAAUGAGAAGGAUCCCGAGGCAGUCACCUCCAAUGAGGGGCCACUGAGCAUCUCAGGGCAGAGCAGCACGGAUUGCUCUGACAGCCCCAAGGAGCCAGCCGAGGAGCCCGAAGCCAUCAGCUUCCUCGGGGCCCUCCGGAUACCCGGUGUGGUGGAGUUCUCCCUUUGCCUGCUGUUUGCCAAGCUGGUGAGCUACACCUUCCUGUACUGGCUGCCCCUCUACAUCGUGAACGUUGCUCAUUUCGGUGCCAAGGAAGCCGGGGACCUGUCGACCCUCUUUGACGUCGGGGGCAUUUUAGGGGGGAUCUUUGCUGGCCUCAUCUCUGACUACACUGGCGGCAGGGCCACCACGUGCUGCGUGAUGCUGGUCAUCGCCGCUCCCAUGGUGAGUUGCCACGUGGGGAAAAAAGCAAAAAAACAAACAGUCAUGAGGGUUUCCUCUCCUCCGGCUCUUUUGAGUCACGGCUGCCUUCCUCUUCCCGAGGAUGGGAUGAGCUGGUCACGCGCUCGGCUGAGAGAGCUGGGAUCGAACCAUGUGCCCAGAUGGUGCCGGGGUGGAUGUCCACAUCUGGAAGCUGGGAAGGGGCUCACCGGCGGGGCAAAUUACCGUCUGGCUUCAGGCGGCGGGGAGGCGCGCAAGCCUCGCCGGGCCGGAACCCACGAGUCUCUCAAAGGAAAUGCCAAAGCCCUUUCUACUGUCACAGCCAUUAUUGAUGGCACAGGAUCUAUAGGUGCCGCGCUGGGGCCACUGCUCGCAGGGCUCAUCUCCCCCACGGGCUGGAAUAACGUCUUCUACAUGUUGAUAGCUGCUGACGUCUUGGCUUGCCUGCUCCUCGCUCGUGUGGUGGUCAAAGAGGUCCGCGGGUGGUGUGGCUAUAUGGCAAGGAAGAGAGGCUCUAGUGUGCAGCUAACAGAGUCAGUGCUGGACGGGAAGUAGCUCGGUGUGAGUAUCAAUGCUUGAGCCCUGAGGAUUAAAUGCAAAUGCCAAGCCUGAUUCGCCCUGAUUUUGAGUUUUGCUUGGCAGGCUCAGCCUAGAAAUAGCCACUCUCCUGAUAAUUUAAGGGCCAAGAUCAAGAUUUGGGAAUCAAAAGGAUCAAAUCAUGAUGGCUGGGGAAGAGAGUACAGAUGGGUGGGUGGGCAGCAUGUCCUUGUCUCCAGCUGACUGACGAGAUGUCAGCCCAGAUGCCUGAUUGAUUGGUAUUGAUUAAUGCACUUGAAACGGCCCAAUUUAUAGGCUGACUUGCCCACCCGUGCUAAUGAGCUUGAUUACACAGAAUCCGGGCUCGCUAAUCAAAUCCGUGGCCAAAUCACUGCAGCGAGGGUAUAAAUAAACUCCAAAUCAGCACUAGCCUGUCUCCAGUUGCCACUGAAGCCCCACCAUGAGCACUGAGGGGGAAGGGGCCACAGACAGUCCCUGUGGUGAGGGUGCCAGAGCCUGGACCCCCCACGAACGUUUGGUCCUUUAUGUCUUGUGUUUGCAGGUGAAAGAGCAAUAGUCUGGGCCUCGCGCUGCGGUAAGUGCGGCCCAAAUCUCCUUCUCCAGCCGCCGGUGGAGGGCUGUCAGGCUCCGCUCUACUGUGUCGGGGCUGGUUGGGGCAAGGACUGUCCUGGCUGGGUUGGCACUGUCCCCAUUUGCACCAAAAUCGGGCUGUUGUGUGGUGGGGAAAGCAGCUGGCUCAGUUUUUGGAAAUUCUGCGACACCUUAGCGGGCUUUGGGGAGCACAUUAUCUCCAGAGCAGCUGGCAGAGAGCAGGCACAAAUGCUGGUUUUUUUUCUGAGGGACGUUGCAGUGACAAAAUGGUGGCUGGUUCUCCUCCUCCCGCCUGCUUCUCCUCCAGGCUUGCAGUGCAGAUGGGGCUGGAGUUUCCUGACAGAACCGUUUUUCUCCUCCCGUCUCUCCAGUGUCCCCGCCGAUUCUUCACCGUCGGCCA
This is a messenger RNA of Athene cunicularia (burrowing owl), 2686 nucleotides long. RefSeq names its product solute carrier family 37 member 2 (gene SLC37A2). The coding region runs from base 1 to 1692 and encodes 563 amino acids. Lineage: Eukaryota; Metazoa; Chordata; Aves; Strigiformes; Strigidae. The record is from RefSeq and is a predicted model, not a curated record. Gene Ontology annotation, biological process: glucose-6-phosphate transport; phosphate ion transmembrane transport. Gene Ontology annotation, cellular component: endoplasmic reticulum membrane. The transcript has 16 exons. Gene Ontology annotation, molecular function: glucose 6-phosphate:phosphate antiporter activity.